This is a messenger RNA of Castor canadensis (American beaver), 546 nucleotides long. The record is from RefSeq and is a predicted model, not a curated record. NCBI's taxonomy places the organism in Eukaryota, Metazoa, Chordata, Mammalia, Rodentia, Castoridae.
CGCAAGAUGGCGACCGAAACCCGGAAGUGAGCGGCGUCCGCCGGGAGGAUCGGAGAAACUGAGGCGCUCCAGGCUCCACGCCCGGCCGCAGCUGGGUUCGAGGACAUGAUGUCACCACUGCCGCCACAGAACAGAUAGCUGCUCCUGUGACCCAAGUCACAGAGCCCCUGCCUGCUACCUGGCUAAGGAUACGUACUCCCGCCUGCCACCCGAUGCUCGCAGUGGGACCUACCAUGGACGGGGAGUACCCUCAGCAUGAACUCCCAGCAGCAGGCAGCAUCCCACUACAGAAUGCCCUCCUGCACUGUCCCUGGUGGAGCAGCUUCUCCCAGGCGCCGUAUCCAGCCUUCUCUGAGAGCCCCCAGUUCAUGAACUCCACCUUCCUGGGUGGCCAGCCCUGCCCAGACACCAGCUAUGCUUCUGCAGCCACCACCUCCAGCUUCCUACCAAAGAGCAGUGACUUUCCUCAGGUGAGAACUGUACACGCCAUACAUGGCAUAUCCCUCCUCCCCUCUGUGCCUGUCCCUGUGUCCACGCGCUGCCCCG